AUGAAUUUUGGGAUAAAAAUUGAAGAUUUAUAUAACACUUUUGGUACUUUUGGCCCAUUGGCUUCGGCGAAAAUCCUGUUCCCACGUGACGAUGAUCGUAAACGUGAGCAUUUAUGCGGCUUCAUAGCAUUUAUGGUUCGAAAAGACACUGACCGAGCAAUGAAAGGAAUGCAGGGCAGAUUUAUCAGAGGUUGUGAGGUGCGCAUGUCGCUAGCGAAACCGGUCACUAUACCACCACAGGUGAGAAUUUCUGUGUUUGAGUAG
Messenger RNA from Gongylonema pulchrum, 264 nucleotides. NCBI's taxonomy places the organism in Eukaryota, Metazoa, Nematoda, Chromadorea, Rhabditida, Gongylonematidae. The record is from the annotation of a GenBank genome assembly.